GUUUACGUCUGCUCGUUGCAAGAAAAGUAAAUAAGCUAGUUAACCCUGGUGCAGCGUGGCUAGUUAACCUUUGAAGGCGUUUACAGAGCUAAAAAAACAGAGUGACAAUGCUCCUCCAAUACCGAGCUGUUGUGUCACUCGGACGCUGCAUGGCCACUCAUGUGACGAGAGGACCUUUGGUGGACACAGCAAGACCCAAAUCAGACAUGUCUGAAUUCCGAGAGGCCUUUUCCAAAGCCAAGCACAUAGCAAUCAUCACAGGGGCUGGUGUCAGUGCUGAGAGCGGACUCCCGACUUUCCGGGGUGAACAUGAGAAAUGGAGGAAAUGGCAAUCACAAGACUUGGCUUCUCCAGAGGCCUUCUCUCGUUACCCGUCACGGGUGUGGGAGUUCUACCAUCACAGGAGAGAGGUGGCGUUGAGUAAAAAGCCCAACUCUGCUCAUGUGGCCAUAGCAGAAUGUGAAGCCCGGCUGAAAAAGCAGGGCCGCUCUGUCGUCGUCAUCACCCAGUGCAUUGACGAUCUACACCAACAGGCGGGCUCCAAACAUGUGCUCAGGGUUCACGGUAGUCUGAUUGAAACGCGCUGUUUGACUUGUGGAGAUGUGACCGUCAACAAGCGCAGCCCCAUAUGUGCUUCCCUCAAGAACAAAGGUUCCCCGGACCCAAAUGUAGCAGAUGCUGACAUUCCUGUGGAUAAACUUCCAAGGUGUUCUGAAAGUGACUGCCAUGGUCUGCUGAGGCCAAACGUUGUGUUUUUUGGGGAGACGUUGAACUCUCAUAUCCUGACCAAGGUGGAAAAAGAGCUGGAAGUCUGUGAUCUUUGUCUGGUGGUGGGUACAUCGUCAAUUGUCUACCCGGCAGCCAUGUUCGGCCCUCAGGUUGCAUCCAGAGGGGUCCCAGUUGCAGAAUUUAACCUACGAAUGACACCAAAGUCUGAGUACUUCACGUACCACUUCCAGGGUCCAUGUGGAACAACACUGCCAGCAGCCUUGGCACGGCACGAGUCUGAGGUCUAAGCACGGGCACCAACCGGUGGCUUCUGGCAACGGUCCAAAGCAAAAAGGGGUUGUUGUUGUAUUCUCUUCUAAAUGUUUGCUGUACAACGUUUCUUAUGCUUGGGUGCGUAGCAUGUAGCACUGCAGGUGACACAAUACUUGAAUGUGCUGCUGAAUAAUUGGAAAUUAGAUAUAAUAUAUGCUUGGAGGGUUAGGAAUCAGCCAUGCAUUUUGAUGGAUCGCUGAGAGGGAUGUUACAUAUGCAGUAGAUAACUAUUUCUUACUUUUUUAUACAAUGUACAUAUUUGACAUAGUUAACAACAUUCAAAUGUACUGUAAUCUAAAAUUUGGCAUCAGGUAGAAUGUAACAAGCACAUUUGGGUGCUAGAGAAGAGUUAUUUCUCCUUUUGUCAUCUUGUGCCUUUCACACUGUCGACGCAGCCUUGACCAAACAUUUGCUUUAGCCUUGACCAAACAUUUGCUUUAAACCUUACAGAGUAAAAUGAGCUCAUGUUACAUAGAUGUAUUGGACACAGCACUACAUGCCUUCUCAUGUUCACAAACAUCUGUUUCACUCAAUGCAUUAUGACCAUGUGUUUAAUCGGGGUAGGUGGGUAUUGUUCUUUCUAUGUUUUACCAAAAAGUAUACUGCACACUUUCUUACCAUGUACUCAAAUUAUAAUGUUCAAUCAAAUAUUCUAAUGCAAUAAUUCAGAAAGAUAUGAAAUCAUUUAAGUCUUGAAUUAAAUUGAAUCCUACAUGAUUUCUCUAAGGCAUUUUAUUGAAACUGCAUGUGCUAUGAUGGCAUUAGUGCAUUGAUGAAAAUGUUACAAUGUUAUGUAAAAAUGUUUUAAAUAUAAAACAUUAACAUGCAUGAAUAGCUCAAAUAAGAAGCUGAAAAUUGUUAAAAUAAAAAUACAACAUUUUAAACAUUUUUUAAUCAUCCAUCCAUCCAUUUUCUAUACCGCUUCUCAUUAGGGUUGCGGUGGUAUGCUGGAGCCUAUCCCAGCUGACUUCGGGCGACAGGCGGGGACUGGUCGCCAGCCAGUCUUUUUUAAUAAUCAUGUAGCACAAAAAACCUGAUAUUAAAUGUUGUAGACAACCACAGUGUAUCCAGAUUUUUUUUUUCCAUGAAUUAACUGCAUUUACUAAUGCAGAGAUAACCGAAGUGCGGGAUGUGGGCCAACACCAUAGAUAUAAAAUUAAACAUUUUUUAGAAAAAUUUAGCAGAAAAGGCAGAAUGUGAAGAGAAAGAUCUGCAAUGUUGUUAAUAACACAAGGCUUUGUCUUGAAAUAUACUUUUUUUUUUCAACCUUUUCACAAAAUAUUUUUUUUUAAUAAAAAUAUCUAAGUGACCCCCUGCAUGUUUUGAUUUUUUACGAUACGGCCCUCGGUGGAAAAAGUUUGGACACCCCUGUACUAGCGGAUGAACUAGAGUUCAGUUCAAUGUUAGACCCCUUGCAAAACAUUUAAAUACAGUAAAUUGGUCGAAUUUGACAAUUUGUGGUUAACAUUGAGCUCUUUAGGAGCGUUAACACAGAAAACACAAAAUAUAAAAUUGUCACCUCUGUUCUGCAUACAAUCAAGCCAAUCAUUCUUGUGGUGCUUCUCAAUAGGCUCUAUUCGAAAUAAACAUACAAUGUGCAAGCUGUAAACCCGAUGCCAUGAGCUUUAUUAAGGCCCAGCCAGGUAUUUUCUAUUCAUAGCAAAUUCACAACUCUGCAAAGGAGACAGGUGUGGAAUCCUGCUUAUCACACACCUACACACCUACACACGCACACUCACUCUCAUCAUCCUAACCUUUCUCUGAACUGUACAUGUUUAAACGGCUGCGAUGGCAAAUCCUGACAGUUAAUCCCUCCUUUGCCCCCCAUCUUCUUAUUAUUUUUAGAAAGCAGG
This is a messenger RNA of Dunckerocampus dactyliophorus (ringed pipefish), 2894 nucleotides long. RefSeq names its product NAD-dependent protein deacylase sirtuin-5, mitochondrial-like. Gene Ontology annotation, molecular function: NAD+ binding; protein-malonyllysine demalonylase activity; protein-succinyllysine desuccinylase activity. NCBI's taxonomy places the organism in Eukaryota, Metazoa, Chordata, Actinopteri, Syngnathiformes, Syngnathidae. The transcript has 9 exons. The record is from RefSeq and is a predicted model, not a curated record. Bases 108 to 1016 code for a protein of 302 amino acids.